AUGGCCUCGAUCGAUAGGCUGAGCAGCUUGCCGGACGACGUCAAAUGCCACAUUCUCUCUUUUCUCCCGACAAAGCUCUCAGUGGCGACCAGUGUUCUCGAAAAAAGAUGGAGGUCUCUAUGGGCCCAUGUACCCUGCUUGCAUUUCAGAGGAGGCGAUUUCAGGAAGAAAGGAACACAAACCUCGGAAGAUCUCUUGUUAGAAGAAACACAAGACUUGGACGACGAUUUCUGGUUAGAACAAACACAAGCCUUGGACGAUUUCAUGGCAGAAGAAGCAACACAAGACUUGGACGAUUUCAUGGAAGAAGAAGAAGAAGAAGAAGGAACACAAGACUUGGCCAAUUUCAAGGAAGAAGGAACACAAGCCUUGGACAUCAUCCACAAGGUUAUAUUGCGGCACAAGGCAAAAAUAAUGGAUACUCUUACACUUUCUAACCUGAAAUGCAACGAGUAUCAACUGGAGACAUUGAUUACAACUGCCAUCGACCGUAGUAUUCGGAAUCUUUAUCUUGAACUUGACUUGGAUACAAUUCCUCGAUGCCUCUUCGACUGCAAAACCAUUGUCGACUUGAAGCUUGGUAUGAGUAGAGUGUCACUCUCUGGUAUGGACAAUGUCUCUCUACCUAGCCUCAAGAAGUUUUGUGUUUAUAAUCUUAUAUGCGAGAAUGAUGAUGCACUUCCUCGCUUUCUAUCUGGCUGUCCGUCACUCGAAGAGUUGAUUAUACUAUUCAUGUUUGUGGAAGUAGAUGAUUAUUUUGGCUGCAAAGAUAUAUCAUCACCCACGAUACAGAUGCUUAAGCUCUCUUUUGACCAUUUCUAUUCUCCAUCCCGCCUUGGAUAUACGAUGGUAAUAAAUUGCCCUGCCCUUAGGUAUCUCCAAGUGGAUGGCUAUGACUUGAAGUGUAUGACUAUUCCUAUAAACAUGAUCUCCUUAGCUGAGGCAAAUAUCCGCUUAAGAUAUUAUUGCUUCUCAAAUCCCAAAACGUAUUACAAUUCCACGGUGGUGAAGUUUCUUCAUUCUCUUUGUUAUGUAAAGUGCCUAAAGAUAUCAGGUUGGGAAUUUGAGGAGUUUGUUCGUAGAGGACUUGCUUGUUCAAAUGUCAAGUUUGAUAAUUUAACCAAACUUGAAAUUCGAUUCAACUUCAAAUGGAAUUUGCUUGUAAAGUUCCUUGAAGUUGUGGAUAAUCUUGAAGUUCUUAUUGUGAUCUUGAAGAAGGAUAUUUCUGUCAGGAGCCCGAACAAGUACCUAAAUGCCUAUUAUCAUCUCUAA
Striga hermonthica is the source of this 1272-nucleotide messenger RNA. The record is from the annotation of a GenBank genome assembly. Lineage: Eukaryota; Viridiplantae; Streptophyta; Magnoliopsida; Lamiales; Orobanchaceae.